Antechinus flavipes (yellow-footed antechinus) is the source of this 760-nucleotide messenger RNA. Its product is annotated as probable E3 ubiquitin-protein ligase TRIML1. Gene Ontology annotation, molecular function: protein binding. Bases 66 to 656 code for a protein of 196 amino acids. The transcript is spliced from 2 exons. The record is from RefSeq and is a predicted model, not a curated record. Lineage: Eukaryota; Metazoa; Chordata; Mammalia; Dasyuromorphia; Dasyuridae.
UGAGCAAGCGUCCAGAUACUGCAAGAAAUAAACUGGCAAGGAUUCACAUCACUGGGAUAUUCGAAAUGAUGAAUACAUUCAGAGUGAAUGUGACCCUGGAUCCUGAAAGUGCCUCUCCCUAUUUCAUCGUGUCUAAUGAUCUGAAGACAGUCAGAAAUGGAGGAUGCCUGCAGAAUGUACCUAUGACCCCAGACCGAUUUGAAGAUGAAAUCAUUUUGGGGGCUCAAGUUUUUACCUCUGGUGUUCACUACUGGGAAGUGGAUGUGGGAAACAGUAUGCAAUGGAAAGUUGGUGUGUGUAAGGAGUCAGUGAGCAGGAGUUCUAGUGUCCCAUUCUUUCCUGGAGAUGUAUUUCUGGUUACCUAUAUACAAAAUGAGGAUACUUGCACUGUGAUCAGCAAUUGCUCCCAUAUGCCACCAGUGGCAGUGAACCCUAUUCGCAGAGUUGGGAUUUUUCUAGAGUAUGAUCAAGGCAAGAUUUCAUUUUAUGAUGUCCUGGAGAAAUCCUUUUUAUUGAGUUUCCCAUAUUUCCCCUUUUCUGAGCCCCUAAGACCAAUUUUUUCUCCUUGUCCACCAAAUGAGGGGGAAAAUUCGGUUCCAAUGUCCAUUGUUCAUGCGCACAUAUUUGAUGGUUCUUCUAUUAUAAAUACUUUCUAAAAUUUACAGAGCAAUCAUGUUCAUAUUUUGUGGUGUAAAAGCAUAUUUUCCUUAGUGAUUAGAAGUCAUCCAAUAUCCAUGUUUUGAAGUCAAAUUUAAUUGGA